This is a messenger RNA of Penicillium canescens, 3668 nucleotides long. RefSeq names its product GTPase-activating protein RGD2. Bases 457 to 3111 code for a protein of 884 amino acids. The transcript is spliced from 4 exons. Gene Ontology annotation, molecular function: GTPase activator activity. Gene Ontology annotation, biological process: small GTPase-mediated signal transduction; cytoskeleton organization. Gene Ontology annotation, cellular component: plasma membrane; division septum; cytoplasm. The record is from RefSeq and is a predicted model, not a curated record. Lineage: Eukaryota; Fungi; Ascomycota; Eurotiomycetes; Eurotiales; Aspergillaceae.
CUUCAACAUCUAGCUUCAUCUCCAUCUCUAUCUCCAUCUCUCUUUUUGUCUCUCUUUUGCGGCUGCCUUUUGCCGAAUCCCCAGGCUUAUCCCUCAUUUGUGCGGCGGAAUCCCUUUCGCGACUCGGCGCUUAAUUUAGCCUCUCCUGCCCGUGCAUUCCAGAGCGAUCUGUCUUCGCUUCGUCAUCGGUCUCUCGGUCUAUGCGCGCUCCAGCGUACAACCUCGAGAUUGACUUUUCAACUCUGCCUGUCUGCCCGCUUUCUAUUUCCUCGGUCCUAUCGCAACAACGGGACAGCCCCAGCGGCCGCUCAACAGUCCGCUCUGAUCAGCCCUUCGAUAAUUCUCCCAUCUUCUCCCAUUUCCGAACUCGCUAUCGCUCAUCCUCUACGUUCUCCUCCGUUUACUCAGAUUGCGUGUCUCCGAUCGAUAGUCUGAAGCGACGUUCUAGCCGCUACAAUGCCUGGUUUCCGAGACUCGUUCUGGACGCCCGACUAUGCGUCGGGACUGGGCGUUCUUUAUGGGAAGUUGCAGCAAGGCGUGGUGGAGAACAGGCAAAUCUUGACCAUUGCGUCGAUGCGUGCAGAUGCAGAGGAACAGUACGGUCUCCGCAUGGGAGACAUUGCCCCGAGCGUGGACAGGAUGACAGCCGCAGGAUUCGGCAAGGACGACGGUGCAAGUGUCAGAAAGGCAUACGAAGGAAUCCGAACCGAGAUGGUUGAGGCCUCGAGAAAUCACCAGAAGAUCGCCAACAAUAUCCGCGAAUUAGUCGUUGCGCCAUUCCGACGCUGGGGCGAGCAGCAUGAUCUACGUGUUCAGUAUUCGCAUGAUCUGCUCCAGUCGCGCAUCAAGGAACACACGAAACAGGCGGAUUUGGUGCGGAAACUGCGCAGUACUUAUUUCAAUAAGUGUCGUGUUGUUGAGGAUCUGGAGGAAGAGAAUAAGCUUGCCUUCCAGGAUCCCGAAACGAGUCCUAAGAUUGUUUUGCCUGCUGAAGAGGAGCCUGAUGAGGAUCCUAUUGAGUUGGGCGAGCGCAUUUUCUCGCCGGACCAGAUCAAGCAGUUGCUCUCUCAUAUGCUUCACAACAUCAAGCUUGGCGAGGCCAAGGUUCCUAUUAUCGGAACGUAUCUGAAUGUUUCUACCGGUGCGGACAUUGCGCAAUACAUCCAGACCUAUAUGGAGGCCGAUAACCUCGCCCAAGUAGAGCGGAUUGGUCAGGAUAUGGUGGACAAUGGUCUUCUUCGUUUGGUUGGAAACAUGGGCAAUGUCUUUGCCAACAGCUCCAAGAUGAACUACCAAUGGCGUCCUAAGGUCUUCCAGCUUACCGGUAUCCCCGAGAAGAAGAAGCCUCUCAUGCGUGUUACUUCCAUGGCAUCCAGCGAAGACGGCAGCAACGCCGACUCUCCCAUUGCAUCUGUCUCUGAGAUGCUUUCAGGCUGGAACCCCCUCAACAACCCCUACCCGAACGAGACACCUUCAGAGAAGCUCCGCAGAGAAGCCCUCGAAGCCGAUGAGCGGUAUAAGGUUGCCGUGCGCAAGCUUGACCAGAUCCGCUGCCGUCUUGAGGAAGAGAUCAUUGACCAGCUCAAGUAUAUGGAGCAGUGCGAACUGGAUCGUCUUAAGGCUAUCAAGGCCGUUGUUCUCGAUUUCUCUGGCGCUAUCAGCAAUGUCAUCCCAAACCUGCAGAGCACGGUUGAUCAUAUGAUGCUGUACCAGGAGACUAUUCAGCCUCUUGGUGACUUGAGAUAUCUGCUGGAGAACUACCGUACUGGUGGAUUUGUGCCUAAAAUUCAGGCAUACGAAAACUAUUACGGUUCCGUUGAAGAACAGAACUUUGGUGUUGACCUUGAGGCCAGAGCCCGCGUCGAUCGCAAGCGUGUCCCUAUUCUCGUCACCACCAUUUUGACCUACCUCGAUAACCGCUACCCCGAACUAGAAGGCGACGAGGCAAGGCGAAUGAUCUGGCUGACUGAUGUUGGCCUGGACAAGACCCACAAGCUUCGUGCUAUAUUGAACAACAGCAAGGCCGACUACAAGGAGGUCCUGCCACAAUUCCAAAUUCCCGUCAUUGCCAGCGUUCUGAGAUUGUACCUGCUUGAACUGCCAGACUCCCUGGUUUCCUCCCAAGUUUACGAAAUUGUGAAAACGAUCUACUCCACCACCGCUAACGAGACCACGGAAGACGGACGAAUCAAGGUUCUGCAGAGCACCCUUGGACAACUCCGUCUCGUCAACAUCGCUACGCUUGAUGCCAUUAUGACUCAUUUCACGCGCCUGAUUGAUUUGACCUCUGCCGACGAAGAAUACGUCACUUUGUUGGCUCAGACUUUUGCUUCUUGCAUUCUUCGCCCUCGCGUAGAGAACGCCCUGACCAUGAACGAGCGCCACAGCUAUCGUCUUAUCCGCGACCUGUUCGCCCACAAGGAUGCCAUCUUUGGCGAACUGAAACGCCAGUCGAGUGCCCUCGGACUCAGCAGCUCCGGCUCGAACCGCCCCCGCGCCAUCAGCACAGAUGAGAGCAACCGUCGUGCAGCAAUGGAGGCCCGCCAGCGUGCCAUUGUCAACCGCAGCCGAGCCACCAGCCCCGCCGCCCGCCAAAGACACCGACGUGACCGCUCCAGCGGAGCAUCAGAGACUGGCCGGUUCCCAAUCAACGUCAACAGCCCCUCAGACCGCAGAGCCACUCGCGGCCCUAGUCUGGACGUGCCAACAAGCAGCGGAUCCCCCACUGCCUCCGAGAACGCACCCACAGUGGACACCCAAAUGACGGAAACAGUCACCAACGGCGCCUCAACUGAAUCCCCAGACUCAAUCGCCGCCAGCACAAGUGGCUACUCCGACUCGCCAAGUCCCCCUCCUAUUCCCGAAACCGCCUCCGACGGCUCCCCAACUCCAACCCCGACCCCAUCCGCUCAAUCCGCCGAGUUCGAUAAGCGUAACUCUAUCCCCCGCUCCGCUGGUGGUCGCUACACCCGCAAGCCGGGUCUCGGUAGCUUAUCCAACUUCCCUACUGGCUCGGCUGUCGGCGCUAGCGGAACGGAUAGCAACCGCAGCAGUAUCGCCGAGAGUGAGCCUAACAGGGUCACUCUAGAGGAUAAGCCUAUGGACGAUUAAAUUGUAACGCCUUGCCUACCUGCUGGUGAGGACUGACGGAUCACGGAAUACGCUGGGAAACUCUUUUGUAUAGAUCGAAACGGGAGCCAUUUGUCCUGUCUCGGACUGGAGAAAGAACAUUUGCAUUACAUACAUAUCUCUUCUUCAGAAACUGAGACAUGGCAGAAACGACCCAUGGAGUUGCGUUUUGGAACUUGAUUUCAGCUUGUUUUGCUUGUUUGUUUGCCUUUUCUUUUUAAUCUUUACCUUUUACUUCAUGUCCCUUGCGAGGCAUGUAUGCAUUACAUACCCUUCUCCCUUUCUGUCUUGUACUACCCGCAGUUGGGGGGAUUGUUCACGUCCCUUUUCGUUCCGCUUUUUGAAUUUGGAUUUUGUUUCCUACCUUUUUUGUUAUGUUUCUUAUGCAUUCCCUUCUUUCUUUGCCCUUGUGCUUGUCUGCACUUGGUAUAUGUAUACUCUGAUUCCUCUGCAUAUGAAUUUCCUUCUUUCAUGGAGAUGGUACUUCGUCUGGUUUGUAGUGUACUGUAUACUUUUGAUAUGCAUAUAUAGUAUGGGAG